UCAAGACUCCUUUCAACAUUUUCGGAUCAUCGACCGUUGGUUUUGUGGUUCCUAAGUUGCUAAACUCGCUUUCUCUCCUGGGGGAUAUGCUAUGCAUAGUGUCUUCAUUUGUACAACUCUAGUCAUCAGUGUUUCAUCAGUUUUCAGCCAGCAACCGUUUGUGCGUUACUCAGAAAGCUUAAAAAAGGUAGUUCCUCAUCACUACAGCCAUGACAAAGAAAACCCUCACAGGAGUAUGGACAAGGUCUCGCGGGGGCAUAAAGUAGAGCCCCGCCAACCACGUCUGAGGCCCCAACCAGAGGUUCCAUGGCUACAGUGGGUUCACAAGGGGCGCUGGGCUGCUCAAGCGGACCGGAACUCAGAACUACACAAGGUUCGAGCCCGGCUUUUAGAGGAGAAACUAAAACCAAACCAGCUUGUAUUCAAACCACACAUAAACCCUCAGUUGAAACCUAAACUAAGACCAAUAGAAAACACAAGAACAAAACGAGAAGCAGAAUAUGAUGAAAUGGAACAUAAAGUAAAAGCCAGAGACAAAAGGGACGUAGUAAUGCAUCAAUCAUAUCCUGAAAUAAACCGGCCACCACUAAUGGAUACCAAAACAUCACAGCAUACAGAACAGUUCGGAGGAAGGGUAAAAGAGUCAGAGAAGCGAGAUAAAAGGCAGAUUCUGUAUUUUAUAAACCGACCAUUCCAACUGAUGGCACGUAGCCCGCGGACCACACCUAAUCCCUUCAUACGAGACACGCACAUAGAGGAGUAUGACAUUAUACGACCCGAGGUGGGGGAGAGAGAAGGGAUGAUCCCGACGAUAGAGACGGGCAGUUCCGACCCGGGCAGCUAUCCCCUUGUGAACAUUCCCCAAGCUCUGUUUCGCUUUUUACAAAAUGCCAAAAUCCAAAUCGAGCAAAGGUUACUAAAUAAAAAACCUGAUCAAAACACAGUAGUAGAGGACAAUCACAUACGGGUAAAACGAAAAAUGUCCCAGUUCAGACGAGAUCGAAAACAAAUGACAAGAAAAAAGAAGAUUGGGAGGGCAAAGAAAACUAAAGUGAAAAGGCUUCCAGUGAAAGUACGGAAAUGGUAUGACAAAAGACAAAAAGUUAAGAAGAAAGGAGAUGGAACUUAUAGGGGAGGGAGGGGACGUAAACCACGACAGCAUAAACGGCCAAGACACUACAAACCGCCGAUGAACGAAACAAGUGACUAUGAUUACUACGAUAGCAAAGGAAACAUAAGAGGAGAGAAUCAUGAAGGACCUGAUGUUGCCGACUACUUGAGUUAUGUCUCAGGAGAAUAUUCAGAUACAGAAGAAGCAGAAAGAGCCAAUCAGGAGAUGGAGAAGGAUUAUCAGGAGCAACUAAAAAGAAGGAGACUUCGAGAGCAUAAGCAAAAACUAUCAAACAGCACAACAGAUAUUACUGAGGAACUCUUUGAAGAACCGUAUAUUGAAUCAAGUGAAAGCAAAAGUAGACAGGAAGUAAAGAAAAAAGACACAAAUAAAGAAAAGUAUGUGAAAAAGGAUAAGAUAAGUAAUGAAGAGAGUAAGGAGUAUGAAGACAGUGACGAACAUGAAGAGAGUGAAAAGGCUCAGUCAAAGAAAACAGAAUCAAAGAGAAAGGAGAGUGAAAGUGCGGUAGAAAGUACAGAAGAGAGUACAAGUGAGGAAAGCGAAGAAGAGAGUGAGGAAGAAAGAAGCGAAGAAGAUACUAGUGAAGCAGAGACAAGUGAAGAAGUAACCAGUGUUGAGGAAAGUACUGAAGAAGAAAGUAGUGAAGACGAAAGCAAUAGCAGCUCUGGUGAAGAUGGGAAGAAAAGAAAAUUCCCUAGAAAAUACAGAAAAAGUCCGAAAUGGAAACAAGGAAAAGUAGGAAAAUAUGAGAGUGAUCCAAAAAAGAUAAAAACCCAACAAGGCCUAAAUAAUAAGGGUGAUGACAAUUUACUAACUAUAGCCAAAGAUCAAACUCAGAGCAUACAAACAAAGGAUGAUCACAAGGAUGCAAAUGUUUUAGCAAAGGAAAAUACUCAAAAUCAAGAUAAAAAACAGAUUUUAGCAAAUAAAAAGGUAUCGGCAAAUGUCAGAAAAGCUGCAAGGAAAUUCAAUUUUUUCUCUUUAUCUUCGUAUCCAAUCAUCAGGAAUUUCAUGACUCCUGGAAUCAGCCCUUCAGAAAAUGCACAUAAUAAUUACAUGAAUCCUGGGUAUCAACCACUAAACCGUAUGUCAUCCAUGAGAUUUGAACCAUCCCCAAAUAUUGCGAUACAAAAACUUCAUUCUAUGACCUUAAAAUCUUCUCCGAAUGCUGUAUCCAUGACAAAACCACGCAUAGAGUCUAGAGGUGGUGAAAAUCUGCACAACUUACAGUCAAUAAAACAAGAUAUUCCUUUGCAAUCAGCAGCUAAAAAAAGAACAUUUGAUUCAAUUGCUCAAGAAAAACCUAGGGAAACUCUGACUUUAGUGUCAAAAAUAAAAGACGAGAGGAAAAAAUGGACAUCAAUUGGUACUAAUAACAUGGGAAAUAUACAAUCAUUGACAUCUGACCCAGAAGAUAAAGGUGUGAGGACAGUUGUCAAACGUGAAGUCAGCAAAGAAGGACAAAAUGUAUCAAGCUAUGAGGAGCUGUCAUCAAUUCCUGAUGGUGAAGGAAUUUCCAUGCCAAGCGAUGAAAUAGAAUCAAGUGAAACAUCUGACCUAGAAUAUGAGUCUGAUUACACAAUAUCAAUGUCCGAUUCAGAGGAGUGGCACAACUACCCUUUAACAACUCCAUCAGGACCAAACCCAGGAUGGCAACUAUCUACCCUAGCAGACAUAUAUCAGAAACAGAGAAAACCCCAAAACCAGGUAUUGAAACCAGAGAGAAAAAGUGAUAUGAAAACAAUUCUUCACGUCUGGCCUUUAAAUGAAAACAAGCCACACGUCCGAGCCAAACGCUCACCAAAAGAGCGGAAACGUAAAAUAGGAGCUUACAAAGAAAAAAUAAAGCAAAGGAGGAAAUUGAAGGACCUGCGGAGAAAAAGACGAAUAAUUCGAAAUAGCAAGGAAGACAAAGCAGUGAAAGAGGUUGUUGAGGAUGAAAAAGAAAUUGAGAGGCUACUUCAAAAACCAAGAGCAUUUCCACGACAGACAGCUUAUCAGAUGGAAGAUACAUCAAAAGAAAUAUUAUGGACUAAUGGAACUCACAAUAUAGUGGAGGAUAAAGAAGCUACUGUUAAAUGGAUCAAUGAGACACACUAUGUCAUAUACAGAGAACAGGACAAUUCAACUGAUGAGUGGUAUCAUAAACAUCAUGUCCUCCUCUACAAUGAUGAAUGGGAGAACAAAACCAGCGAAGAAAGGCGAAACAUGACAAUAGGCUUGCAGGAGGAGGAGGUAGAAGAAGUUAAAGAAAAAGAUGAGAAAACAAAAGUCAAGACGGCAGUCAAGAAAAAACCAGAGAAAAGGAAAGGUAGAAAGGGUGUUGAUAAAAAGGCACCAAAACCGAAGAAAAAAUCUAAGAAGUCAAAGAAAAUCAUGACUGUUAAAAAUAUACAUGAAGCACCAAAGGAUCCCAGAAGAGAUCCUAGGGAAAAGAAAAUAGUUAAAGACACUUCAAGCAGUGAGGAGAUUGUAAAAAAGAAAAAGAAGAGGACUAAAUUGGAAGAUGAAAGUGAUCAAUCCAAAUCUAAAGAGAAGAAAAAGAAGAAAGUUAAAACUGGUAAAACAACUGAUGUCGAAGAUGAUUCUGGAAAAAAGAAAAAGAGAAAAAAAGCUAAAUCAGAAUCAGAUGAGAAAGAUGCCUCAGAAAAGAAACUUAAAAAGAAAAAGAAAGAAAAAACAAAGGACUCAACCGAGAAAAAGGCUGAUAAAAAAAUAAGAAAGAAAGAAAAAACAAAAGACUCUGCAGAAAAAAAGUCUGAUAAAAAAACAAAACUUGUGAAAGAAAAGAAAAUAGACAAGGAAAAAAAGAAGAAACCCGAAAAAACUAACGAUUUGAAUGAGGAUGAGGGUGUAAAGAAAAAGAAGAAAGACAAAAAGGACCAAGAUAUAACCGGGGCGAAGGAAGAUAAGGAUGAGACACGGAGAAAGCGCAGUAUUUAUCGCUCAUCUGAAUCUGAAACAGUUGAAAUUAAAUGGGAGAAAGUUCAUAAAAAGAAUGACUAUGACGGAUGGCAGGUUUUUGGGGAGGAUGACAAGUCAGAGGUCUACGACGUCAGUUAUGAACUCAUCGAGACUAAGAACAUCACCAAAACACAUUGAAAUUAUUAAAUCCCUCACUCGUUAUAUCAACAGUCUUAUAACGUGUUUAUCAAUUUAAAGUUUGAUUAUAAUGCUUUAACCACUUUUUUUUUUUUUUUGUAUUUUUAAGUAGAUAAAUGUUUUGGAUCUGGUAUUUUUAAAUCAUAGGGAAAAUAUUAUUUUUUUUAAUACCGGAAACAACCUUUAUAAAUUUUCCUUGACACAAUCAAAAAACCAUUUUGCCUAAUUCAAAUAAUUGUUAUUUUAUGAAAAAAUAAGAAAAUGAUCCCUAAGAGACCUCCACAUAUCAAAUACAGAUUGAAUAAAACUUGAGAAAAUAAGAAGUUAAAAUAAAUCAAAGACAGAUUAAAUACAACUUGAGAUAAUAAGAAGUUAAAAUUAAUAGCUGCUAACUAUAAGUUAGGAUAACCUGAAAA
Messenger RNA from Macrosteles quadrilineatus (aster leafhopper), 4650 nucleotides. Its product is annotated as trichohyalin-like. Lineage: Eukaryota; Metazoa; Arthropoda; Insecta; Hemiptera; Cicadellidae. The record is from RefSeq and is a predicted model, not a curated record. The coding region runs from base 92 to 4234 and encodes 1380 amino acids. The transcript is spliced from 8 exons.